GAGGUGGCGGCAAGCGGAAAGGCAGGAGCAAGAAGUGGAGGGAGAUCCUCCGGUUCCCACACGUCAGCCAGUGCGAUGAGCUGCGGAAGGGCCUGGAGCAGGACUACGGCAGCUUGUGCCAGAAGCAGCCCAUCGGCCGGAACCGGCAGUUCUGCGAGGCGCGGCCGGAGCUCCUGCGCUGCAUCCGCUUCCUGGACGCCGUGGCCGGCCAGCCCCACGCCAGCCGGUGCCUGCAGGACCUGCAGAAAAGCCCCUGCAAGGACCUCUUCAGCAGCUGCCUGCGCCCCCUGCACGAGUACCUGAGCGGGGACCCCUUCGCCGACUACCGCGACAGCAUGUAUUUCGACCGGUUCCUGCAGUGGAAGUACCUGGAGAGGCAGUCGGUCACCAAGGACACGUUUCGGCAGUACCGGAUCCUGGGCAAGGGCGGUUUCGGAGAGGUGUGCGCCUGCCAGGUACGGGCCACGGGGAAGAUGUACGCCUGCAAGAAGCUGGAGAAGAAGCGUAUCAAGAAGCGGAAAGGGGAGGCGAUGGCCCUCAACGAGAAGCAGAUCCUGGAGAAGGUCAACAGCCGGUUCGUGGUGAGCCUGGCGUACGCCUACGAGACGAAGGGCGUGGUCUUCUACGCAGCGGAGAUCUGCUGCGGCCUCCAGCACCUGCACCAGGAGGGCAUCGUCUACCGGGACCUGAAGCCGGAGAACAUCCUGCUGGAUGACGCUGGCCACAUCAGGAUCUCCGACCUGGGGCUGGCUAUCAAGAUCCCCGAGGGCGAGACCAUCCGUGGCCGCGUGGGCACCGUCGGCUACAUGGGUGUGCGGGGACCGGGUGGACGAAGGAAGGCCAGCAGGGGGGAGAGCUGCGGCGGCGCCCCGGGAAGCACGCCUGCAUGGGGCUGCCGCACCGCUCGGCAAGCAGGGAUUUCCCGGUAA
Molecule: messenger RNA, 929 nt
Organism: Charadrius vociferus (killdeer)
Lineage: Eukaryota; Metazoa; Chordata; Aves; Charadriiformes; Charadriidae
Product: G protein-coupled receptor kinase 6-like
Exons: 11
Biological process (GO): regulation of signal transduction; protein phosphorylation; signal transduction
Cellular component (GO): cytoplasm
Molecular function (GO): G protein-coupled receptor kinase activity; ATP binding
Source: RefSeq, a predicted model, not a curated record